Molecule: messenger RNA, 2532 nt
Organism: Bufo gargarizans (Asiatic toad)
Lineage: Eukaryota; Metazoa; Chordata; Amphibia; Anura; Bufonidae
Product: apoptosis-inducing factor 3-like
Exons: 21
Coding region: 325-1959 (544 amino acids)
Cellular component (GO): cytoplasm
Molecular function (GO): flavin adenine dinucleotide binding; oxidoreductase activity, acting on NAD(P)H; 2 iron, 2 sulfur cluster binding
Source: RefSeq, a predicted model, not a curated record
GUGACGAGUGCGCAGGAUGGUGAUUGGCCACAGGCUGGAAGCUUGCUCACAAUGAAUGUGCAGUUUGUGCACAUCAGCUUUUUAUCAGGGGCAGGUCCUACCGGUGACUGCCAGCUACUUACUGCACAGCCGGCAGAGGAUUCCAGCACAUAAAAUCCAGACUAUAUACGGAUUGCAAAACUGGAUGAAUACAAAACACGUGCCACUGCAGUUUUUUGAAUCAACGCCAGAAGUAGACCCAGCACUUCAAGCAAUCAACAAGAUCCCCACCAAAGAGGUCCCAGCCCAGACCAUUAGUGGAGAGGAACUGAAAAUAAAAUCGUUAUGAGUGGAAACGAGGUGAUUACUCAAGAACUGUGCAAGGAUUUCGAUAUGAAAGAUGGAGAGAUGCGAGAGUUUGAGGUGCAAGGACAAUCAGUUCUUUUAGUAAGGAAUAAUGGGGUAUUCAGCGCUGUAGGAAAUAAGUGCUCCCAUUAUGGCGCUCCUCUAAGUAAAGGGGUGCUGGUAGGGGACAGAGUCCGUUGUCCUUGGCACGGUGCCUGUUUCAAUGUCAGGAAUGGUGACAUAGAAGAGUUUCCUGGGCUGGACAGCCUACCCUGCUUCAAGAUCACAGUAGAAAAUGGCAGUGUGUACAUUGUCACCAGUAAAAAGGCAUUGGAGAGCACUAAACGGAUAAAAUCCAUGAGCAGCCGCUGUGCUGGGGACAGAAGCACUGUUGUAAUAAUUGGAACAGGUCCUUCUGCCUUGGUGUGUGCUGAAACACUCCGCCAGGAAGAUUAUAAAGGGAGGAUUGUUCUGGUGACAAGAGAGAAGCAUGUCCCAUAUGACAGGACCAAGCUUAGCAAGGCAAUGAAUGCAAAAGCUGUGGAGAUCUAUUUGCGUUCUACAGAAUUUUACAAAGAGCAUGAUCUUGAAGUAUGGACAGAGAAAGAGGCUGUUUCUGUUAACACAGAUGAAGCAAGGGUCAAAUUUUCAGAUGGAUCGUUCCUACAAUACAGCCAACUUCUAAUCGCAACGGGCAGCAGACCCAGAGAGCUUAAGUGUCCCGGCUCCACAUUGAAGAACGUUUUCUAUUUGCGCUGUCCAGAAGAUGCCAAUGCAAUCUCUGAAGCUGCUACAAAAAAGAAUGUGGUGAUCAUGGGGAGUUCAUUUAUAGGUAUGGAGGUUGCGGCUUUCCUGGCAGAUAAAGCAUGUUCUGUGUCUGUAGUGGGGAAAUCUGACGUCCCAUUUCAGGCUGUCAUGGGGACACAGAUUGGAGAAGUUGCUAUGAAGCUGCUGAUGGAACGUGGUGUGAAAUUUUACAUGAGGACAGAGGCCAGAGAGAUCCAGGGAAAUGGUGGACAGGUAAAAGAGGUUGUAUUGAGAAAUGGAACUCAUCUUCCUGCUGAUGUGGUGGUUGCUGGAAUAGGUGUAACUCCUGUGUCAAACUUUUUGAAAGGCAGCAGAGUUGCUGUUGGUAUCAAGGGAGCGAUCUAUGUAGACCAGUUCAUGCGUACCAGCGUACAUGACGUAUUUGCAGCCGGGGACGUUGUAUCGUUUCCUCUUGCCAUGAUGGAUGGACAUAGGGCCAAUAUAGGACACUGGCAGAUGGCUCAUUCUCACGUGUUCACUGCUGGAGGCUGCUGCUGUUUGCUCAGAGGCCGCAUCGCUGCUCUCAACAUGCUGAACAAGCAAGUACCGGUGACCUCUGUGCCAUUUUUUUGGACAUCUUUGUUGGGAAAGAGCAUUCGUUAUGCAGGAUUUGGGGAAGGAUUCACUGAGAUUGUGAUCAAAGGAGCACUUGAAGAACUGAAGUUUUUAGCAUUUUACUUGAAAGAUGACAUUGUGGUUGCUGUAUCAAGCAUGAACUUUGACCCCAUUGUGUCACAAGUGGCAGAAAUUAUUUUCUCUGGUAAAAGAAUCACCAAAAAGGAGGUGCUGGCUGAAGAUUUCAUUAACGUCAUUGGAAAAUUAGGAUGACCACCUAAAUUCUGCUGUACCGAUCCCGACAACCUUCUGAAGACCAAAAAGAGGCACAACGGAAUUCCUCUGGUUAACUUUUACUAAAUAUGAUUAUAUAAAUGAAUGAUAUUAUAUAUAGUUUACAGUUAAAAGGGGUUUUCUGAAAUUUUAAUACUGAUGUAUCUGAUUGGUGGGGGUCCGACGGCAAACUGUGGCCUUCUCUUUGCUCACCAAGCAUAGCCCCGUACAUUGUACAGCGGCUGUGCUUGGUAUCACAGCUCUGCCCUAUUCACUUGAAUGGGACAGAGCUGCAUCUAGGCCAUGUGACCAAUGGACCUGUCAUCACUGGCCUAGGGAAAGCUGAGAAGCUUUCCCCCACCGAUCACAUUCAAAUCUUAGAAAACCCCUUUAAACAAUCUAGUUUUUACAACCCAACCCCCAGGAUAACUUAUUGUGCCCCCACAUUACAGACUAACUGGUGGCACAGCCACCUGCAAGAGUUUUGUCCCGCUUUGAGACCGGAAUAUAGAGAGUUUAAUGUUGUAAUGACAACGUAUGUGGAACCAUACAUAAAAAGCAGUUUAAACAAUA